GCGGGCUUAUUAGCCCGCUCCUCUUUAAGCUUGCGAUGGUGUCGGUCGUGGCAGCCAUCGACCACGACCAACCUUCCCAUCCAUCGAGGUGUCUAUGCUGACGACGUCGCUCUGUGGGCUUCGAGCCACAGGGGAAGACUCCACACACGGGGGAGGGCGCUCCAGAAGGUCAUUGACAAUGUUGCUUAUGCCGCUUCCCUUGCUGGACUAAAGCUCUCAAGCAAGAAGUCUGUGUCCCUCAACCAAAAGCCAAGACAUGUCGAGGAGCCGUGGCAGCUGACCCUGUACGGGCAUGAGGUUGAGACCACUCUGACGUUGACGUACCUGCGACUUGUCAUCGACCAGGCGGUCUCCUGGAGGCCAGCCGUGACCACCUCCACUGCCUCUGGUGUGUCGCAGACUCCCACUGGGGCACUUCCACUGCCAUGAUGCUGCAGCUGUACUCAGAAUAUUUCACUCAUAUCCCCUCUCCCCCAAAGAUAGUUAGCACGACUCUCAUCGGAGUGAGUCUACAGGACUAUUUCUUCUUUUCCAAAUACCUUCUCUCUCUCUCUCUGUUCUUUCGGUGAUUUCGAUAGUGCUUCCUUGCUCUGGCUGUUCCUCACGCUUGAUCUUCGUUUGCCAUGUUCACUUCUACAUCUGCGAGGAAUCAUGUUGGUUUGAGCGUCUCCAACUGUUGAGAAGGCAGUCAUCGUCAUCGCAGACGCAUCCCGCAAGGUUCGCCUCGGUCUUCUUCCGAACAGUUCCGUACUGUUGCUACAGCAACUAGUGGCGCACACGGCGCCCAGGCAUACAAAUGAAUGCUGGUAUGAAGACAAACUACCAUACUUACUAUCGUACUGCGUCUGUCUUCAAGCUGAUAUUUGGUUCAAAUAAUACCUUGUGGAUGUGUGUCGGCCCUAUAUGGAGUGUUGGCCGGCGGCCUUUGUGCGCCUAACCAUCCAGGUGAGAAAGCGAGUCGGUAGUGCAAAGCCAUACUCCGCUGCGGAUGCGGAGAAUAGAACCAUUGCCGCUUGUCGUGGGGCGCUCCAGAGCCAAGUGAUCGCAUCCAUCUUCGGGCGCGACUGGCCGAAGAUAGUGAGUGCCGCCGAACCCCCUGAACAGCUAAAGAGAAAGAAUCAGGGUGCCUUGAGAUUCCCACAGGGCAUAGAGCGUCGAUGGAUGACUGCUGCUUGUGUCAUCAUCAAGGUUCAGCGUCAUCGGCUGGUUCCGGUAGUCCUCUGGGUCCAUGUCGAGAAGCUUCUGUCAAAGCUUGUCUAGCACGCCACAACCUUUCCUGUACAUCCAUCCAGCUUUCAUCCGGCAAAAGGCCCAACAAGGUUAAGCAAGAUCUUUUCGUCCCUGUGGUGUACUCAAGUGUUAUGUGCAAGUGCGCGGGAGGACAUCAGCAAAUGCCCCUCCGCAAGCCCAGGACUCCAUCACUUCUAGACCGAACAAACCUCUCGCGGUGUUCGUUCUCGCUUGUUCCGGUCCAGACAACCCGGCAGGGCCAUUGGGACACCGUCAACCUCGGAAACAGCAACAGUGAGCCUUGUCUCCUGAACAUUGGGUUGGAUGGGCAGCGACCCCAGGGUCAGCCACAAGGAGAGGACAGACACAAGUGCCGUUUCUGCCCUUACUCUAUCAUCUAUAUAGCUCAUGUCGCCAGGCACGAAAGGACGCACACGGGGGAGAAGCCCUUUGGCUGUCCCAUUUGCCACAAAGCAUUUUCCCAGGGUGCCAACUUGCGCGUUCACGUGAGGACCCACACGGGCGACAAACGGUUCCGAUGCGACAUCUGUCAGAAGGCGUUUGUACUAAGAUGUACCUUGGCGCGUCACAGAAUGAUUCAUACCGGGGAAAGACCCUACCAGUGCAGCGUGUGUGGGAGAGCGUUUGCACGCAGUGGCACCCUCUCGGAUCACGAAAAAAUUCAUAGACGUAUGCAGCUGUAACAUUGCGAGGUCCGUCAGAAAACAUUAGCAUGGGGGAGUGAUGAAAAGUACUAUGAAAGAGUAGAAGAAAUACAGUAAACCCUCGUUAACUGAAAGUCAUUGAAACUUGAAAAAAAUUUGAGAUAAGCGGAGUUUCGAAAUAAGCAAAGUACCGAAUUUUCAUUGUACUACAUUGUGCAAAUUAAGCCCUUCCAACAAAUUGUGCAAAUUGACUUGACUCAGGCAGAGGAGCCGGGGGAGAAGAAAACAAUCGGAACAAAAUUGUUAAGAACCGACACUCGCAAAAUGAAACAGCAAAACCAGAAAGCAAGCUUGCAAAAAAAAAGAAAACCGAAAGAAUCCUCAAAAAACACAAUGAAAGGGAAAAAGAAGGUUGAGCGUGAGGAAGGAAGGGGGAAGUAAGACAACAAACGUCCUAUCCUUGAGGCGUGCGCUGCUUCACAGUGUUGCCGCACUCAUGACAUGACUUUUUUUCUUUUUUGCUAAACAAUUUUAACAAAAUUAACAUUGCACGCCCGUGCAAUGAUGCACGAUGUUUUGUGUGUUUGUUUUCGGAUUACUGUUUCUUCCUCAACCAAUGUUUAGGUCACCAGUUAAUUUUUUGCUGGGCCCUGCCUUGUCUUUUUUUAUAAGUUGUCAAGAUUGAGAUAUCCGGGUGGGUUGGUCCUAAAAACUUCCGAGAUAAGCACCGAGUAAAUGCAUUGUGGCUAUCGGAGUUUUUUCCAUAACAAGGAAAUCUUUCGGCUUAAUCGGUAUUUUGAUAUAGCCGAGUCGAGUUAACGAGGGAUUACUGCAUACCGUAUUUACUUGCUUAAUGAAUGCACUUUUUUUCCCAAAAAACUGACACGUAUUUGGGGGGUGCGUUUAUUACGCGGGGUAAACUUUUUGCAUUUACACCGCGUAUAAAUGUCAUAUUAGGUGCCAAUAUCACACGGCAAGGUACUGUAACACGUCUCCACUGAUGAAGGUGCACUCAUAGCUGGCCGGGCCACGUCACAGUAACCAUGCUUUAUAAAUUGCCGAACAGUUUUAUGGAGCUUUUGGCGUGCCUUUUGCCAAAGGAAAAGCGCUCUAUGAAGCUCACUCAGUUCAGAGAGCAAUGCGACUGUUCUUAGGCCUAACCACUUUCACAAUUUCUGUCCGAAAGCGGACCCAGAAUGCGUGUUUGUUGACAUCAUCUUGCGAAAUCAAUGGUAUGUGAAUUAUUGUGUAAAAAUGGACAAUUUUGUUUAAUGCUUACUUCCUACCUAACUAGGACUUCUAUCAGUAGUAUCCACUUAGUUUUGUGUAAGGUCAAUACUUUCGAUUUGUUAAAUUUAUGCUGGACUGUGUACUCGUGCACAAGCACGCAAGUGUUUUUGUGAGACUGAUUAAAACGUAUGAAGGCUUUAUUUGUGAAUAAACUUAUUAAAAAGAGUGUCGUAAAAUGAACUGUACCACAUGUCAGAAAUAUAAUUGGCUGUUUGAGGGAACUGCACAAAUCAAUCUCUUGGUGCAUCAUGCUCGGGUUUGCCACAGAGGUGCCCGAUGGUGGAGGACCUUGUGUAUUGAAAUUGCACUGAAGAAACAAGAAGUUGAAAUCCCUACCUAGGGUCUUUCUACUAAUGAAAGGCGUUUGACUGGUGCAAUAGCCAACAAAUGGCAUCACGCAAGAUUGCAGGCAGCCACAACCGGCACCUUGUUCAACCUCUGCGAUAGC
This is a messenger RNA of Ixodes scapularis (black-legged tick), 3633 nucleotides long. Its product is annotated as zinc finger protein 2-like. The transcript has 3 exons. The coding region runs from base 1158 to 1934 and encodes 258 amino acids. Lineage: Eukaryota; Metazoa; Arthropoda; Arachnida; Ixodida; Ixodidae. The record is from RefSeq and is a predicted model, not a curated record.